GCGCAUCGAGAAUUCAGUAGCUUCACAGCAGCGCCGAGAAGACAUAGCAAUCUGGUUUUGAUACGUCCUGGUUUUGGGUCUCUAGUACUAAAAAUUCAAAGUGCAAAGUUGCUGAUAAGCGCGGCUUGACCCGGGAAAGGCGCUAAAGCAAUGGGAAAAUUUAACAUAACAGUCUUAUGCCUAGUUUUGAUGUUAUGGCUACCCCAUGGACUUUCUAUGGGCAAUAGUUGUUCGGCUUCGGUUAUGGAGGCUCGCAGGUUUUUCGAACUGGAAAAUGAACAAUUGCGAAAGCGUUUCCACGAGGAGUUCUUGUCUGGCUAUAAUUAUAAUACCAAUGUUACGGAGCCGAACCGUCAGGCCAUGAUCGAGAUCUAUGCCCGCAGUGCAGAGCUCAAUAAACGCCUAGCCCAGCAGAUAAAGGCAUCCGAUUAUAUCCAGUCCGAGGAUGCGGAUAUACGCCGACAAGCUGAGCAUCUCUCCAAACUGGGUGCUUCCGCGCUAAAUGCCGAUGACUACUUGGCUCUGCAAAACGCGAUCAGUUCUAUGCAGACAAACUAUGCUACAGUCACAGUGUGCUCAUACACUAAUCGAACUGAUUGCUCCCUUACCCUAGAGCCCCACAUCCAGGAGCGUCUGUCCCACGGUCGAGAUCCUGCAGAACUGGCUUGGUACUGGCGGGAGUGGUACGAUAAGGCUGGAACUCCCAUGCGGGAACACUUCGCUGAGUACGUGCGUCUAACGCGCAAGGCGUCCCAUUUAAACGGUUACCGCUCUUAUGCCGACUACUGGGUGCAGUUCUAUGAGGACGCUGACUUUGAGAACCAAUUGGACGCCACAUUCAAGCAGCUUCUACCCUUCUACAGGCAGCUCCACGGCUACGUACGCUACCGUCUGCGGCAGCACUAUGGCCCUGAUGUGAUGCCAGCAGAAGGCAACAUCCCUAUAAGCCUGCUGGGUAAUAUGUGGGGACAAUCGUGGAACGAACUGCUUGAUCUCUUCACUCCUUACCCGGAGAAGCCUUUUGUAGACGUUAAGGCAGAAAUGGAGAAACAGGGAUACACAGUUCAGAAGCUUUUUGAGCUUGGUGAUCAGUUCUUCCAGUCGCUUGGAAUGCGGGCUUUGCCACCCAGUUUCUGGAAUCUAAGUGUUCUGACCCGUCCCGACGAUCGUCAGGUGGUUUGCCAUGCUUCCGCCUGGGACUUUUACCAAGACAGCGAUGUGAGGAUCAAGAUGUGCACAGAAGUAGACACCCACUACUUUUAUGUUGUACACCACGAACUGGGACACAUCCAGUACUACCUGCAAUACGAACAGCAACCGGCUGUAUAUCGGGGUGCUCCUAAUCCUGGUUUCCACGAGGCCGUGGGCGAUGUCAUCGCGUUGUCAGUAAUGUCCGCAAAACACUUAAAAGCUAUUGGGCUGAUAGAUAAUGGUCGACUAGACGAGAAGAGUCGAAUCAAUCAGUUGUUCAAGCAGGCUCUCUCCAAAAUUGUCUUCUUGCCCUUCGGAUACGCUGUGGAUAAAUAUCGCUAUGCCGUUUUCCGCAAUGAACUAGAUGAAUCUCAAUGGAAUUGCGGCUUCUGGCAGAUGCGUUCUGAGUUUGGCGGCGUUGAGCCACCAGUUUUCCGCACUGAAAAGGACUUUGAUCCACCAGCCAAGUAUCAUAUUGAUGCGGAUGUGGAAUACCUGCGCUACUUUGCCGCCCACAUCUUCCAGUUUCAGUUCCACAAGGCCCUGUGCCGCAAGGCCGGACAAUAUGAUCCCAAUGAUAGUCGCCUAACUUUGGACAACUGUGAUAUCUUUGGCAGCAAGGCUGCUGGUCGAGCAUUAAGCAAGUUCCUCUCCAAUGGCAACUCUCGUCACUGGAAGGAAGUUCUCCAGGAGUUCACGGGCGAGACAGAAAUGGACCCGGCUGCUCUAUUAGAGUACUUUGACCCACUCUACCAGUGGCUCAAGCAAGAAAACAGUCGCCUGGGAGUACCACUGGGUUGGGGACCUACAAACAAGAUUCCUUCUGAUUGCUGUGGAACAUUCAGCACCUAGACUGAGCCAUAAAAAAAUUUGACUUGAGGUCAUUGAGACCCGCAAAAAAAAAUAUGUUUAGAUUGUCAUUAGGAACAAAAAAUAAACACUUUUAAGACCUUUGUAAUUAAUUUCAUAAUUUUGCAAUGAUAUUUAAAUUGAUAUUUAUUGUAUCGAUUCAUUCGUAUCGUUUCUUUCGUUUCAUUAAUAAAUUGCCAUUACAUAAUACA
Molecule: messenger RNA, 2252 nt
Organism: Drosophila eugracilis
Lineage: Eukaryota; Metazoa; Arthropoda; Insecta; Diptera; Drosophilidae
Product: angiotensin-converting enzyme-related protein
Exons: 4
Coding region: 151-2043 (630 amino acids)
Biological process (GO): proteolysis
Cellular component (GO): plasma membrane
Molecular function (GO): peptidyl-dipeptidase activity; metallopeptidase activity
Source: RefSeq, a predicted model, not a curated record